AUGGAUACAAGUUAUUGUGCCCAAGAUAUUCUACGUUGUGACUUAUGUGAUUCUGAACUACAAAGUCAUUGCGAGCUAUGCCAUAUUAACCUUUGUAGGGCUUGUGUUGGAGACCAUCUGUCGGAUUCAUCCAAAAAGCACAGGGUUGUGCCUUAUAGUGAAAGACGUUCUACCUUAAACUACCCCAAAUGUCCACAUCAUGACGAUAAAUGUUGCGAACUUUACUGUGAGAUAUGUGACAGUACUGUGUGUUCUACUUGCAUAUCUUCAGGUAAGCACAAAGGACACAAUUUAGUAGAUGUUCGACAAAAACUGUCGUCAAAGAAAGAAGAUUUGGAAAAAGACUUAAAAGAAUUAGAGGAAAAUAUCUAUCCAAAGUACACAGAAAUUGCCACAGACAUACAUAAAGAUGAAGCAGACUUUGAGGAAUACUAUGGGAAACAGAUAACGGCUGUCAUCACCCAAGGAGAAGAGUGGCACAAAGAAGUCGAAAACAUUGUCAAUAAAGAAAAGUCGAGCAUCGAGGAGAUGAAAACCAAACAUCUAACUGCUAUAAAUAAAGAGAAAGACAGCAUCACACAGACUGUUUCUCACCUGCAAAAGAACAUUUUGGAAUUAAAGAAUAUACUGAAAUCAAAUGAUUUCUCCCUUGCAUUUGAGUACAAAUCUAGAAAUGCUGAGUUUAGGAGACUGCCACCUAAACUCAAAAUCUCCUUGCCAAGUUUUUGUCCUCGAAUGACAAGUACAGAACAGCUACGUCAACAGUUUGGUUCAUUAUCAGCCUUAUUCAUCUCUGAAGAAGACCGAGGCUGGAUAAUGAGAAAACCAGAAGGUUCACUGUCUCCUCCAGUGAAACCCUUGUUGAGCCAACCACAACUUUUGGCGUCAAUUGACACAGGGUAUCCUUUGCAAAAAAAUCAAUACAGUGUUACGUGCCUCAGUGAUGAACUAAUAUGGACAAGUGGGGAGGACAGAAUCUUAAAGCUUUACAACCUGCAGGGCUCACUGCUUAAGCUUUUCCAGACUGGGCAAGGGAGCGAUCCAGAGGAUAUAACAAUUACGCGGAAUGGAGAUUUAGUUUUUACUGACCCGAAUCAAACAACCGUAAACAUAGUGAAAAAUGACCGGCUUUGGGAAAUGAUCAGAGUAGAUCAGUGGAAAAUUUGGGGCAUCUGCAAAACCUAUCUCGGUGAACUCCUAGUUACCAUGGACAGGGCUAAUGAAUCAAAAGUGGUUCGUUUUUCUGGUUCUACAAAGAUACAGUCAAUUCAAUUUGAUGAAGGAAAUGCUCUUUAUUUGCCAGGAACUGCUAAAUAUAUUAGUGAGAAUAGAAACUUCGACAUAUGUGUGACUGAAAAUAUUCACAGCAGAGUCGUGGUGGUCAACCAGGCCGGUAAACUUCGAUUCAGAUAUACUGGACAUCGGUCUGUUUUUCCUAUGAACAGAACAUUUGAUCCAAUUGGCAUUACAACAGACAGCCAAAGCCAUAUCCUAGUUGCAGACUGCAAAAAUUGUUGUAUCCAUAUCCUAAAUCAAGACGGAAAGUUCCUCCGUUUCAUUAAUAACUGCUAUUUGACCAGGCCAUGGGGUAUUUGCGUAAACACAAGUGACAAACUUUUUGUGGCGGACGGCAAAACAAUAAAGAAAAUCCUUUACAUCUAA
Molecule: messenger RNA, 1662 nt
Organism: Saccostrea echinata
Lineage: Eukaryota; Metazoa; Mollusca; Bivalvia; Ostreida; Ostreidae
Exons: 1
Coding region: 1-1662 (553 amino acids)
Biological process (GO): protein polyubiquitination; proteasome-mediated ubiquitin-dependent protein catabolic process
Molecular function (GO): zinc ion binding; protein binding; ubiquitin protein ligase activity
Source: RefSeq, a predicted model, not a curated record